GGGAAAACAAAGUCAGCCUGGCAAUGGAUUGUGUAGCUCAGGAGCUUCACUUUCAGCUGUGCAAGUAACAGAAACUGUGGCCACCACCACCACACUGCGGCUGCUGGAGAAGAUGAAGUUGAUCAUAUGUGCUGAUUAUUAAGAGAGCCGGACGAGAAGGAGGAAAGACGUGGAGAAAGAGACGAAGGCUUGGAGAAAGUGACUGAAGGGGAGAGAAACUGAGUUACCUAAAUCUGUCGCCCAUGGGCAAAGGUAGAUGAGAAGUUACAGUUAAGGAGUCUCUCUGACACAGGAGGAGGGGCACCAGCCCUGCGGGGGGGGGGGACCACCAGUUCAGCCUUCUUCCAGCAACAACAGGACAGGAUGAGGUACCAAGGCAGGGAGGUGGAUAUUGAAGGAAGAGUGCGUCUGGUGAUGGAGAGUGCCCUGACUGCACGGGACAGGGUCGGGGUGCAGGACUUUGUCCUGCUGGAGAAUUACAACAGUGAGGCAGCCUUCAUAGAGAACCUGCGACGGCGCUUCAAAGAAAAUCUCAUCUAUACGUACAUUGGCUCCGUGUUGGUAUCAGUGAACCCUUACAAAGAGCUGGAGAUUUACUCCAAGCAGCAGAUGGAGCGCUACAGAGGAGUCAGCUUCUACGAAAUAUCGCCUCACAUCUAUGCUGUAUCAGACAACACUUAUCGAGCAAUGCGGACCGAGAGGAAAGACCAGUGUAUUCUCAUAUCGGGUGAGAGUGGAGCAGGUAAAACAGAGGCCUCCAAGAAGAUCCUCCUCUACUACGCCGUCACCUGCCCCAUGAAUGAUCACAUGGCCGCCCUUGGUGACCGCCUACUGCAGUCCAACCCUGUUCUGGAGGCAUUUGGCAACGCCAAAACACUGAGGAAUGACAACUCCAGUCGCUUUGGGAAAUACAUGGAUGUCCAGUUUGACUUUAGGGGGGCACCAGUGGGUGGUCACAUCCUGAACUACCUGCUGGAGAAAUCUCGUGUGGUUCAUCAGAACCACGGCGAGAGGAACUUCCACAUCUUCUAUCAGCUUUUGGAGGGAGGAGAUGAAGACCUGCUCAACACAUUAGACCUGGAAAGAAACCCCCAGAACUACCAGUAUCUGGUCAAGGGUAACUGCCCCAGAGUCAGCUCCAUCAGUGACAAGAAUAAUUGGAAAGUUGUGAUGAAGGCCCUGCCUGUUAUUGGCUUCACUGAGGAAGAAGUGCAGAAAUUGCUGAACAUCAUUGCUGGUGUUCUCCAUCUGGGAAACACUCAGUUUGGGGAAGGGGAGGAAGGAGAAACUUAUAUCACCACUGAGACCCAGAUAACAAAACUUGUAAAGCUGCUGGGUGUUGAUGGCUCAGCCCUGAGGGAGGCUCUCACUCACAAGAAACUCACUGCCAAAGGAGAGGAGAUGAUCAGCCCGCUAAACUUUGAGCAGGCAAUAUCUGCCCGUGAUGCCUUAGCCAAGGCUGUGUACGGUCGGACCUUCACUUGGUUGGUGGAGAAAAUCAACCAGUCGCUGGCUCUGAAGGAUGAAAUCUACCAUAGCAAUAAGGGCUCCUCAGUUAUAGGACUUCUUGAUAUCUAUGGCUUUGAAGUCCUGCAGCACAAUAGCUUUGAGCAGUUCUGCAUCAACUACUGCAAUGAGAAACUCCAGCAGCUCUUUAUUGAGCUAACCCUGAGAUCUGAGCAGGAGGAGUAUGAGACAGAAGGAAUUGCAUGGGAGACGGUGCAGUACUUUGACAACAAGAUCAUUUGUGACCUGAUAGAGGAGAAGCACAAAGGCAUCAUCUCCAUUCUGGAUGAGGAGUGCCUGAGACCUGGAGAGACUUGCGAUGUUUCCUUUUUAGAGAAACUGGAGGACACGCUGGGCGGCCACCCCCAUUUUGUCACUCAUAAACUGGCAAAUGGAAAAACCCGCAGGGUAAUGAGUAGGGAGGAAUUCAGGCUGUUGCAUUAUGCUGGCGAAGUCAACUACAAUGUCAAUGGUUUUCUAGACAAGAACAAUGAUUUGCUGAACAGGAACCUGAAAGAGGUCAUGUGCCAGUCAGACAACCAGAUACUUAGUCGCUGCUUCCGCAGAGAGGAAGUGAUGGAUCAGAAACGCCCAGAGAUGGCUGCCACUCAGUUUAAAAACAGCCUGAUGAAACUUAUGGAGAUCCUCAUGUCUAAAGAACCAUCCUACGUGCGCUGUAUCAAACCUAAUGACGCCAAGCAACCAGGAAGGUUUGAUGAAGUUCUGGUCAGACACCAGGUGAAGUACCUGGGCCUGAUGGAAAACCUGAGGGUCAGGAGAGCAGGCUUUGCCUAUCGACGUCGUUUUGAGGCCUUCCUGCAGAGGUAUAAGCCCCUGUGUCCUGAGACGUGGCCAAACUGGCACGGGAGACUCGUUGAUGGUGUGUCCACACUGGUCAACCACCUGGGCUACAAACCAGAGGAGUACAAACUGGGCAGAUCAAAAAUCUUCAUCCGUUUCCCAAAAACUCUCUUCACCACUGAGGAUGCACUAGAAGCGAAAAAGCCAGAGAUAGCUUUGACUCUGCAGACAUCAUGGAGAGGCUACAGGGAGAGAGCCAAGUACCAACGCAUCAGACGUGCAGUGAUAGUGAUCCAGUCUGGGUGGCGAGGGAUGAAAGCACGCAGGAGGGCUAAGAGGCGUCGACAGGCUGCUGAGUUAAUCCGCAGGUUCAUAAAAGGCUUCAUCUACCGUCAUGAGGAAUACUGCCCUGAGAAUGAGUAUUUCCUGGAUCAUGUCCGCUACUCCUUCCUCAAGAAUCUACGUAAAAACCUGCCCAAGAGCGUUUUGGACAAAAGCUGGCCGACGCCUCCUCCCCUUGUUGUUGAGGCCUCAGAGCACCUGCGGACGCUGCACAUGAGAAACAUGGUUGUGAAGUAUUGCAGGAGGGUCCAGCCUGAAUGGAAGAAACAGAUGGUGCAGAAAGUCGUAGCCAGUGAGAUCUUCAAGGAUCAGAAAGACAACUACCCUCAGAGUGUUGGCAGGCUGUUUUUGGACUCCCGGCUUGAACGUGAGCAAAUCAAUCUCAAAGUCGUCCAGACUCUCGGCAACGACAAAGUGCAGUACGGUGCGUCAGUUACAAAGUAUGACAGAAGGGGAUUCAAGCCUCGCCCUCGCCAACUGCUCCUCACAAACACCUUUGCAGUGCUGGUGGACAGGACCAAGAUCAAGCAGAGGAUUGACUACACAGCUCUGAGAGGUAUCUCUGUGAGCUCUCUCAGCGAUGGGAUGUUUGUUCUGCACAUGCCCAGUGAGGACAGUAAGCAGAAGGCCGAUGCUGUGCUGCAGUGUGACCACGUGAUUGAGCUGGUGACAAAACUAGCCAUGAUGGCCGGCAAGAUCGAUUACGUCAACAUCAGCCCGGGCAGCAUUAGGUUUACAGUGGCUCGUGGCAAGGAAGGAAUCAUUGACUUUGUCAGGGGUUCAGAGAUGAAGGUGACUAAAGGCAAACGAGGACAUCUGCUAGUGACUGUUCCUCGCACCAACACCACAUGAAGAAACCGAAAACAGCAGCCAGACAAACGGUAAUCCUUUGCCGCCCAGAAGUAGCCAUUGUUAUUUGUUAGCUCGCAGCCGACAGGACAAUACCAUAAGCAUGUGCAACAUACUCAAAAUAAGGAAGAUCCCAUGCUGAGUCAUAUUCAUAAUUUUUACAAGAAUGUCUUCAAUGUUGCAAUGAAUACUGAGAAAAUCAUAUUUUGAAAAUCAUAACAUGAAGUCAUCACAGUUUGAUAUGCUUUGUCUCUUUAUUCUCAGUCAUACACAAUAUAUUUAUCUAUCAAAUAUAAAGUGUCUUAUGUAAAACACUGUAUCUCUGUAAUGUAAGAGAAAUAAAACGAACCACUUUAAAAUAAAUAGCAUAAUAAAUAUGUUAAUAAAUAGUAAAUAUA
Lates calcarifer (barramundi perch) is the source of this 3896-nucleotide messenger RNA. RefSeq names its product myosin Ic, paralog a (gene myo1ca). Gene Ontology annotation, molecular function: actin filament binding; ATP binding; microfilament motor activity. Gene Ontology annotation, biological process: vesicle transport along actin filament; actin filament organization. Gene Ontology annotation, cellular component: microvillus; actin cytoskeleton; plasma membrane. The record is from RefSeq and is a predicted model, not a curated record. The coding region runs from base 364 to 3501 and encodes 1045 amino acids. The transcript has 33 exons. NCBI's taxonomy places the organism in Eukaryota, Metazoa, Chordata, Actinopteri, Centropomidae.